Aureobasidium pullulans EXF-150 is the source of this 1163-nucleotide messenger RNA. RefSeq lists its product as uncharacterized. The record is from RefSeq and is a predicted model, not a curated record. NCBI's taxonomy places the organism in Eukaryota, Fungi, Ascomycota, Dothideomycetes, Dothideales, Saccotheciaceae. The coding region runs from base 305 to 964 and encodes 219 amino acids. The transcript has a single exon.
UUCGGAUCCUGUGACGAUCAAGGUGUUGUUUCAAACUCCUGAGGAAGAACUUCCCACAUCAGUCUUCGUCAAGCGAGAAGGCCAUGAUCCUAAAGAGGAGGAGAUGCUCGAGGUGAGUCGUAGAAUGAAUGUAGUCCGCGAACCCGAACGAAACGACCGGGGUAUGUGCUUCCCAGGAGAAAGGCUGUGCUAAGUUCGAAGACGUCGAACGUAGUACUGAGAAGCAGCUUGAACAGCCCGAUUGUUACUCUGACCACACCUACUACAUCCAUCGCAAUCAGACCUCCUACGACAGCAGCGCAUCAUGAAGGAUCUUGGUACAUCCAGGAGCAAUCCUUUCGACCUCUCCAGACGACCACGAUCAUUUGCAACAAAUCCAGAAUCAAAGAGACAAAAGAAAGAUGUCAAGGAAGCACAACGCGUGACAACGAGAUCUUCAACGCGAGCUUCCGGGCUUACAGAUUUGGUCGAUGCUCCAAAGAAGCCGAGAAAGCAGAGACAAGAUGUCAAGGACACACCAUCUGAGACAUCUGAAGAAACAUCAUCGCGCCCAAACAUGCGCGCACAACCAGAACCCACCUUUGCAGACUUGAUGACUGGUUUUGACACCAAGUUGCCUGUGCAAGCAAAGAGUAGUCCUCCACCAUCAAACAACAAGCAACCUGCUCCACAAAUGUCCAUUGACAGUGCCAAUAUUGAUGGGCCUCUGGCUGCAGGCAAACGUGAAUCUGUCAACGACAUGCCUGCAUCAACACAGCCUUUGUCUGUCCAUCCUUCGGCGCCUGAUGAGCAGUUGACCACGGAAAUCAAUCAAGUUGCAGCAUCUCCUGCUUCUUCUCAGCAGCCUGCUCCUACUCUCGAGUCUGGAGGCAUAGAUGAUACAGCUGAUCUCCCCGAGCAUCCUCCCACCUCAGCCUAUUCCGCACAAAGUGAGUUCCUCAAUCCCAAUCCACUGGACAUGUGAUUGACAACAACAAGUCUCAGAGCAAAUCGAUGGCUUCAUCUCAGAAGCCCUCGGACCAGCUAUCGGCGACCAGGUCCGCAACAUCUUCAAGAGCGCCAUGUUUAACAUGAGCCUGUGGAUUGUAUGUUUUCACUGCUGUCUUCACUCUUGCCUUGACCUUCUUCUUCCCUACCUCUCUCUUCCUGUCCCCCUCUGCGUC